Messenger RNA from Oncorhynchus kisutch (coho salmon), 1740 nucleotides. RefSeq lists its product as uncharacterized. The transcript has 5 exons. The coding region runs from base 1 to 1638 and encodes 545 amino acids. The record is from RefSeq and is a predicted model, not a curated record. Lineage: Eukaryota; Metazoa; Chordata; Actinopteri; Salmoniformes; Salmonidae.
AUGACAACCAGACUUCUUGCCUCAUUUAAUGUCUUGGACAACCACUCCAAGAAAGUCCUGGAUGGGCAUGCAAGGAAGAGUCGUCUGCUGAGUCAUGCCCCCCGAUGCUGCUGUGCCUCCUGCAGGAAGCCAGACCUGGUCCUGCCUCUGAUUGUCAACUGUGACUGGGACUUUGAGUUCCCCAAUGCUCGCAGGACCCCCAUCUCCAAACACAAGACCACCACUGACAUCAACGUGAAGCAAGAGUUUCUGCACAACAAAUUACGGGUAUCAAAGCCAGUAACAGCAGUCUCGUCCACCACAGAAGACUUUAGCUGCAAACUGAAGGGGGCCGUCGGCAGCAGAGUGAGCGUCUGCACCAUCUCCAGCCCUGAAUACCUUCCCUGGAGGAUUGGACACAGGACAGGAGAAAGCAGAGGAGGAGGAAGGUUGAAAAGGAAGAGUGUGAGGGACGGGCAGCGGCAUACUCCAGUGACUGACAGCCAGAGAGAGGAAGUGUCUCCUGUAAGUGAUGUCACAGCAGACUGUGUUUCUCUCAGCCUAUCAGAGGAGCUGAAGAGAAAGAAUGUGAGAGUCCUGAUCCCUCGACCCCCUUCAGUUUACCUCCCUCUGCCGAUAGUCAGUGAGACAUACCCUGUGGUGUGCAACAGUGAUCCGUACCAACAAAAGUCCUUCACCUCCUCUGGACACCACUUCCUAGAAGACCCUAAUCCCAACCUUAACCCUAGCCCCAACCUCAGCAGGACCACUCUCCACUCUGCUAUCGUCCGCAUCACUGACUCCCUGCAGGCAGACAUAAUGGUGAGGGAGAGGAGAGAGAAAGAAGGGGCGAGAUGGGAGAAGGGUGAGGUGAAAGGGGAGAGGGAGGAGAGAGAGAGGGAAAAAGAGAGAGAAAGGGAGGAGAAACAGGGUGUGGCAGGGCCCCACAGUGUGAGCCUCUGGGUUCUGUCUGCUGAUGGGAGGGUUGGUAAGGACUCAGAACUGGGACAACUCCCGCUGCAUAGCAACCAGCUGUCCCCCCCUCCCUCAAGCAGGGCCCAUCUCCUCCCCUCUCCUCCCCCCAGGCAGAAGCGAGGCAGCUCCACUGCUGUGGGUCCUGUGCUCAAUGGGAUGAACCCUAAAAUGUCAGAGCCUCUGAUUGGCCCUCCAAACUACUUCAGACCACUCCCCUCUGGAACCAGCAAGCGGCUUCAGACAAGCUCUCUCAGGGAGCCAAUCACAGGUCAGAUGGACUUCCUGUUCAUCUCCAAGCCGCUGAAGCAUCAUCAUGAAGAGAGCAUGAGUCCGCUGGUUGCCGAUCAACGGGCCUGUAGGGAGGAUUGGCGGUUGGGCCAGAGGCACUUGGUGAUGCUGUCAGAGGAAAUAGAUGUAGAGAACAUACGAGUUUACGGAGUCCGCUUCUUCCUGUCCCAACUCGGGAACAAGACCCCACGGCAUUCCACCUCCCUCUAUCUCUCAGAACAUCACUCACACACACAUGUCAAAACCAAUUCCCUUUACGACUCAGGCAUGGAACACACACUGAAAACCUGCUCCUCUUAUGAGUCUGGCUCAGAACACACACUGAGACCCAACUUCCCCUUCGACCCUCAGCAGGCUAUCAGCAUCCCUACAGCAGAGAAUGUUCUCUUACCAUGAACGGAGAGUAGGACUAUAUAUUAUCUAGCUAGCUAUAUAUUCUAGAACAUAGAAAUAACGUUAGAUUUUUUUUUUUACAAUAAAUUUGGACUGCAAACUUCA